Carya illinoinensis is the source of this 1129-nucleotide messenger RNA. RefSeq names its product membrane steroid-binding protein 2-like. The transcript has 3 exons. Gene Ontology annotation, cellular component: membrane; endomembrane system. The record is from RefSeq and is a predicted model, not a curated record. The coding region runs from base 211 to 825 and encodes 204 amino acids. Lineage: Eukaryota; Viridiplantae; Streptophyta; Magnoliopsida; Fagales; Juglandaceae.
AUUGAUUGUUUCUUGUAGUAAAGUUACCUCUCACUACCGUCAGCGGAGUCGGCACAUUGGGUCGGCUCCGAUUUCCCCUUUAAGGGAAUACGGUCUUACACGUCGACGUUUUUUGGAGGGAUGGUUUUGCAAAUUGAACUGGAAUGAAAAGUGAGUAGGUGAAGCCAAGCUGGUUGGUUGCAGUAGGUAGGAAGAAGAUAGGGAAUUGGGAUGGGGCUUUAUACAACUGUGAUGGAAGAGAUGACAGAGUACACGGGGCUAUCUCCGGCGGCCUUCUUCACCAUCGCGGCUCUUAUGGUCGUGGUUUAUAAGAUGGUGUGCGGCAUGUUUGUUUCCCCCGAAGAUUUCAAUCAACCCCCCAUCGUUACCGCCGGAAACAUCCGCUCCAACCUUUUUAACUCGAGUUUCUCCGGUACUAAUGAUGGAAACCCGGUCCAAUUGGGAGACAUGAGUGAGCAGCAACUAAGAGCCUACAACGGUUCUGACUCCAAUAAACCCAUCUUAAUGGCCAUCAAAGGUCAGAUCUACGACGUCUCUAGCUCCAGGAUGUUUUACGGUCCUGGUGGACCGUAUGGAAUGUUUGCGGGAAGGGAAGCCAGCAGAGCCCUAGCGCUUCUAUCUUUUAACCCCCAAGACAUUAAUGGUAACCUUGAAGGUCUGGAUGAUUCCGAGCUUGAAAUUUUGCAGGAUUGGGAAGAUAAAUUCAUUGAAAAAUAUGCGAAAGUUGGGCAGCUUGUCCCAGAAGGAACGAGGAUUGAGCACCCUGAAAGUGGAGAUAAAGUUGAAGAGAGUCGGAACCCGCAAGAAAAAGCAAAAGCACAAUAGAGGGGGGAAAUAGGAGUUAGUUUGUUGGCCUAGACUCUAGAGUGAUACAAAGAAAAUGCUUUCAUUUUCUUGGUUUUCUCCUCCCCAUGAGGUUGAGCUUCUGAGCAUAUAGCUGAGGUUUUAAUCAUGUAGUGGGUUGCUGUGGAUGGCAGUAACAAAAUAGAUCUGAGAGCUGAAUAAAUGAGACCCUUUUGAUUGCAUUUUAUUGCUAGGCAGAUGGUUUCCAAAUCUAUAUAUACGAUGUGUAUGGUCAGCAGCAUGUAAUGUAGAACCUGCUCCUUCCCUGUUGAGGGUUUUUCCGUCA